Molecule: messenger RNA, 898 nt
Organism: Micropterus salmoides (largemouth bass)
Lineage: Eukaryota; Metazoa; Chordata; Actinopteri; Centrarchiformes; Centrarchidae
Product: transmembrane protein 17A
Exons: 4
Coding region: 230-898 (222 amino acids)
Biological process (GO): non-motile cilium assembly
Cellular component (GO): ciliary transition zone
Source: RefSeq, a predicted model, not a curated record
CUCAGCCUAAUCCUCAACCCACCCCCUUCACUAUAAUCUGAUUAGCAGUGGUGUCUGCCAGCAUGCGUCUGUGUGUGUCCAUUUGUAGCUGUGACUUCAUGCAUUUGUUUACUUCUGUGAUAUAACACAACAGGGAUUAGUAGCAGUAGACACAGGGUAAUGAACACAGUUUUGGACUGUUACACUUCCUGACUCCUUGGCUUGGUCAUGGUCCCCAGCUCUACCCACAAUGCCUGUGUUUUACUCACCUGUUCCCGAGCACCUGCACAUGGGUCUGGCCUAUAUGGGAGGCUCUGUGUUCACCAACAACAGGACAGCAGACAGCGACUUCGCCAGGGAGCAGGAGGACGUUUCUGUGGUCAACGAGCUGGUUUCUCACCUUCCCCUGCAGAUGCUACUGUACUUCAACAUGUUUUAUUUUCCCUGUUGGUGGUUUUCUGCUGUCUUCAUGUUGGAAGUUAAGUUCUAUUAUCUUCCCGGGUACUACCAGGCUCUGCUCAUAACCGGGAUGAUCCUCCUCACAGUCAUUGAAGUGGUCCGACUUUAUUUGGGCUACAUUGGCAACCUUAAAGAAAAGAUGCCAGAGCUGGCAGCCUUCUGGCUCCUGUCUUUCAUGUUCCAGCUGCCAGUGCUGCUGUUCUUCCUGACCGAUGAAGGAAUUAUUAUCCUGCCUUUAGAGAAAGCCGUCCACUCCCUCUACCUCCUCUUCCUGCUUGCCCAAAUUCUGGCCUCCUUUCUGGCACUCAAGACCAUGACCCGGAAGCUCACCCUGCUCUUCCAUCUGCGGCAGUUUGGCAAGGUGGAGAACCUCCGCCAUGCAGGAAUGAGUCCUGUCUACGUGCUGCCUUACCACCGCAGCGUCCUGCCCAUGUCCCCCACCCAUGACAUGUACCAUUAA